UAUUCGGAAGUCAAGAACAUCUCCCUACCACCCUCAAGGGGAUGCCCAACCAGAACGAUUCAAUCGAACACUUUUAGCCAUGCUUGGUACCCUGGAUGCCGUACAAAAACAACAUUGGAGUCAACAUAUAACUUACCUGGUACAUGCAUACAAUUGCACAAAAAAUGAUUCCACGGGAUACUCCCCUUAUCAUCUCAUGUUCGGAAGGGAAGCAAGGUUACCCAUUGACAUCUGUUUUGGAAUCUCACCAAAUGGUGAAAGUGAAACCUCCUACCAACAGUACGUGGCCAGGAUGAGGAAAGAGUUGCAAAAAGCUUAUCAGUUGGCAUCUGAUGCUGCUACAAAGAAUCACUUGAAAAAUAAAGCCCGAUAUGACCAACGUGUGAGAGACCUACCUUUGGAGAAAGGAGACAGAGUUCUCGUACAGAAUGUGGGUCUAAAAGGCAAACAUAAACUCCAAGAUCGAUGGAAAUCAAUACCAUAUGUUGUUGUGGAGAAGUUGCCUAACCUGCCUGUUUAUAAGGUCAAACCAGAGCAUGGUUCAGGUGUGCUGAAAACUCUCCAUCGAGAUCAUCUGUUACCCAUCGGUUACAUGGUCAGGAUGUUUAACCCAUCAGAUGAUGCAAGCUCUGUUCGGGGACCUGUAACAAGAACUCAACGUACUCAGAAACGUCAACCAACCAAGUCUGAAGAAAGUGACACAGAGUCAUCAGGUUCAGAGUUUGAAACCGUCCACAAAUCUUCAGAUUUUGAUAUGGAUGAGGUCCGGAGACGGCUAAAGAUAAAUCACUCUGUGGAGAAUGAUGAGAGUGACAACUCUGAGGAGGAUGGAAAAGCUGUGGAGGAAAGCUGUGAAGUUACAGAAACUCAACAACUUACAGAGACCGAGAAUGAGGAACCGCUUGAAGGUGAUGCACCUCCUAUGCCAUACUCUGAUGUCCAAGAGACAAAUUCUGAAUCUGUAGAAGAAGAUUCUCAAGAUUCAGAAGAGGGAGCAAAGUCACCUCCCUUACAAAGAAACAAACAUAAUAUAGCUGCUGAAAGAGCAAAAAGUGAAAGGUCUUCUACAGUCCGGACAUCCCUGAGAAAACCAAAGCCACCUAUAAGAUUUACUUAUGAGGAACCUGGUCAUCCAUCUUUUGAACCAGUUACCAUCAUGCACCAUGGCAUGGUCAUCCAACUCAAAAUGAACCCUCCAGACCAAGACAAUAAACCAAGGAAAAAGUCCAAAACAUCCCAAAGGUAUAUGGAGGAGGAUAAAAGGAAGAGGGACAAAAGGUGUGAUGAGGACAUCUACACAUUCAGAAGAGGGAGGGUGUAGCCCUGUACAAAAUUUCUAUAAAUUAGAGUUUAAAAGAUCAUUAACAGUGUAAUUCACACACACAUAAAGAAACAAAAGAAAAGUUUAUAAAUGGAGUUCAUAAAUAGUUAAAAUUGGGUAAAAGGUGUGCUGGUUAAAAGUAUAAAUAUAAUAUUUAGAGUUUAAUAAAUAAGACUAUUUACAGAUAAAGUUAAAUUCAUUAUAAAAAGUUUUUUAUGUUUCAUUUGAGAGAAAAAGUAGAGAAGAAGAAGCUGUGUUUAUCUGUGUAACCUAAUCUGUUACCUGUUACCUGUCAAUCAUUUAAUUCCCGUUUUGCUUUUGGUUGUGUUAGUACUUGAGCCAAUUAGAGUAACAUCAUUGUGUAAGGGGCGGGACUAGUGGGACAUGUUUGUGUGAGGAGUAGUGAGCACGUAUGGAAAACGGAGAACAGACGCUAUAAUGAGAGCGCUAAUGAAGGAGGCAUCGUGGUGUGGGAAGAAUUAAUGUUUUUAUGAAGGUCGACUACUCGUGGUCCUUACAACAAAAAAACUUUGGUGUGACCUGCAAGAGGUGAAUAUGAUUGUGUAUGCCUGUAUUUUUGUGCUAUAUCGAACUGUUAUAGUUAAGAGACUGGAUGUAUAAUGUAAUUAGUGACAUGCUAAUUAGCGGUAGCAUUCUGUGCCAAUGUGCUCAUAUGUUUUAGUAAUAGUUUUAGCAUUGUGAUAUCGCUAAAGCAAAGCUAACGCUAAUUCAAUAAGAAAUAGUGUUUGAUAAUGUGGCUAAAUUCAGAUAAUAUGCUCUAAGGAGACGGACGUUGGUGAGCGAGAGACUGGUUUACCAACCGAAGGCCCUGCUGUUUCUGCUUUGCUGUUUCUGUGUGCCCUGCCCUGAUCAUCUGUGCUGUGCUUCUUCCCUUUGCCAUUACCAUUGCCAUUACCAUUACCAUCGCUGUACUAACCUGGAUUCGAAGGAGCACAACAUGGGAGGAUCGCGGGUAUCUGCACAGAAACAUUGAGGACAUGAGCAACAGGGAAACAAGGGGAGCGAAUCGGUUACGGGUGGAAAUCUUGAAGACUGGAGAUGGUGGAGGGGAAGAGGUCCUCACUUGGCUCCUGACAAAUUAGGUCCUUGGGGCUUGGCUUGCGUCUUCCGCUACCAGUGCACCCACAAAUCCACAAUUUAAUUUACACAAUGUGUAAAAGAAUGAAGUUUAAGCAAUGUAAGCAAGAUUAGCGGCAA
Carassius auratus (goldfish) is the source of this 2539-nucleotide messenger RNA. RefSeq lists its product as uncharacterized. The record is from RefSeq and is a predicted model, not a curated record. NCBI's taxonomy places the organism in Eukaryota, Metazoa, Chordata, Actinopteri, Cypriniformes, Cyprinidae. Bases 80 to 1321 code for a protein of 413 amino acids. The transcript is spliced from 3 exons. Gene Ontology annotation, molecular function: nucleic acid binding.